Messenger RNA from Rhineura floridana, 4683 nucleotides. It is a transcript of the gene LAYN, whose product is annotated as layilin. Gene Ontology annotation, molecular function: hyaluronic acid binding. Lineage: Eukaryota; Metazoa; Chordata; Lepidosauria; Squamata; Rhineuridae. The transcript has 8 exons. The coding region runs from base 493 to 1674 and encodes 393 amino acids. The record is from RefSeq and is a predicted model, not a curated record.
CCCUCCUAACUUCGUGCUUUGCAGAAUGAUGCACUUAAAAGGCAGUUUCUGCAUCCCCGUCUGCUUUCCCAACAGUUGGAAAGAGCGACGCGGGCCGCCAGCCACGAAGCGAGGCUCUCUGGGUCGGGAGCUGGUUCUGGCCAGGGUGCUCGUGUGAAUGCACACACACACACGCCGCCGCAGCAGCAUUAGCUCGGCCUGGCUCUGUCCUUUGGCAAGCGGGGCGCCGCUCGCCGGACUCUCGGAAGGCACGUCGAGAAUUUCAGACCCGUCGGGACAGGCCCGCCCGCCUGCCCACGCGCCCACCCGCAGGAGCCUCCCAGCCUCCUUUCCUCGCUUCCCCCCUCUCUCUCGGCUGGCCCCUGGCCCAGAGGCGGAGCUGCUGCCGCUGCUGCCUUGGCCGGUGCCAGACCCUCGCCCGGAGCUCGGCGCGCUGCUCCUGCUCUUGCGCUCCCGCGGCUGCUGUUGGGGCUCCUGCGGCGUGUGCGGGACAUGCGGCGGCGGGGGGCACGCGGCGGCGGAGGGAGGGCCGCCCGGAGGCUCCUCUUGCUGCUCUUUCUGCUGCCGGCUGCCCUGGGCGCGCAAGGGACGCGGCUGUUCAGCGCAGCUGAUCACAUUCUUCAGAGAGGCCAGGCCAUCUGCCGAGGAGGAACCCAGCGCCCCUGCUACAAGAUUAUUUACUUACAUAAUGUCGCGCGUAGGGUUGGCUUUAAAGAAGCCCUUCAGGCCUGCAGGAGAGAUGGAGGAGAUCUGGUCAGUAUAGAAUCGCAGUCAGAACAAAGGCUGAUUGAGAAGAUGAUUGGAAGCUUUUCGGCAUCGGAUGGCGAUUUCUGGAUAGGGCUUAGGAGAGAAGAGGAUCCUGACAAAAGCACUGAAUGCCCAGACUUAUACUCAUGGUCUGAUGGGAGUUUGUCUAUGUUUCGAAACUGGUAUGCAGAUGAGCCCUCCUGUGGAAGUGAAGUCUGCGUCGUGAUGUAUCACCAGCCCUCAGCACCUCCAGGCGAUGGGGGCCCGUAUAUGUUUCAGUGGAAUGAUGAUAGCUGCAGCAUAAAGAACAACUUCAUCUGCAAAUAUUCUCAGGAAAAGCCAACAGCUGCCUCUGAAAUGAAUGCCUCUCAAGCAGAAACUGCAGCAGAGACUUUGACACCCACAUCCCCAGAAGAACCCACUCCUGAAGUUGCAACUAAUAAAACCCUCAAAGAAGCCAAAGAACCUGUUUGGAGCCUUGCCUACAUCUUAAUCCCCAGCAUUCCUGUGCUGCUUCUCCUCAUGGUCAUCACAGCCAUUUUCAGCUUUUGGCUUUAUGCAAAGAGGAGACGGGAGCAAAAGGGAAUGAAUUCAAAGGAACAGAAUACCUGGUUGUCUUCCAAAAGACAGAACAGCCCCAGUUUGGAGAUACACAAUGUGAUUAGAAAACAAUCAGAAACCGAUCUAGCAGGGACCAGAUCAGACAUUAAGAACUCUUCUUUCCGAGCCCGUUCUGGAGAAGAUACUCCUGAUGACCUCUCUGGAGACUAUGACAAUAUGGCGGUCAAUACCUCAGAAAGUGGCUUUGUGACUUUGGCCAGCACUGAGAGUGGAUUUGUCACCAAUGAUAUAUACGAGCUGUGCAAUGACAGAGUGGGGCGAAGCAAAGAAUCGGCCUGGGUAGAAAAUGAAAUUUAUAGCUAUUAAAGAAGAUGGUGCUUGGGAUUUUGGCAAAGUGGAAACUGAUCCAGUUGGAGUCAGCUUUGGCACCCAGAGAUAUGCCUCUUGUAUGCAAAGGAAUGUGUUUCUGCCUUUGGCAAUGUUUAUGUUUUUACGAUAAGGAUUUUUCUUUUUCUGAAAGUGGAAUAUGAGAGAAUGUGUGUUUAUAUAUGUAGGUAGAACUCUUAUUCAGCCGAGGAAGAUGGCCUUAUGCAGUAUUGAUUCCAUUCCUUGACAGACAGACAGACAGACAUCAUUUCCUAGUAAUCUACAACUAUGUCUGCAUUUUAACAUCAUGUGCUUAAAUCAAAACUCCUGUCUUUUAAGCUAAUUGCCUAAGCCCAGAUGGAGCUUGUGAGUUAUUCACUGAUAAUUUUUCCAGCUCCAAGCUAAAAAUAUGACAGGUGUAGCAGGUGGUCAUUGCCAUCUAGCUUUCACCAGCUGCCUAGUUCCCAUCUUUUGUCACCCUGAAAGUCAAUAAUUUUUCCCCAAGGGGGGCUGUUCCGCUAUUGUGCUUUGCUCAUAUCCAUCCAGCCUACUCUUGCAAGAAGCAAUUAGCUUUCUUAUUCCCUAGUCCUCCUAACACGGGACAUGGAAAUAAAUGCCAUCAGAACCAACAAAAUAGUAUGUUUAUGGUAUUGGAUGCAACACAUUAAACAAAAAGACUCAUUCCAAGAACCUAAAAUAUAAAGAACUUUCAGGCAAUGCAUUUGUCAUAGGAAUGGCGGUAAUUCCUAACCCUGCUUUUUUGGAAAUCAAAAACUUCAGAAACACCUCCAUCUGGAGAACCAAAAGACACUUAAGUGGCCUUAGAUGCUGCUGUACAAUAGACUUCUGUGCCAGGUUUGCCUUUGGGGAAAGAUUAAACACUGGUCACUUAAUUAUGGAGGAAAUAGGAGACUAGUGACUGUUACAUUGUUGCCACUUUUAUGCUUUCUGCUGCCAGUGAAGGUGUUGAAGACCAGCACAGCUGCAUUCUUAGAACUCCUGAUGUCGAUGAUAUUAAUGUGAAAGGUUUGUGAAUGUAAUGAAGAUAAGAAAAAUAUAGCCACUCUGAAGCAGAUAGUGGCACAUCCUAUAGAAAUCUGUUAUGGUAGAAGCCAGUGAACAAACUGGAUUAUUAUUUAUUAUAUUUAUUUGUCACUUACUAAAAAAAAUUGUGUCACAGUCACUUACAACGUGACAUCUGGAGAUCUGUGAUCAGCUCUCCUAGUUUUGUUUUUUUUAGGAAGGGGGAGAAAUUCAGAUCAGGGCUGUGGCACUGAGAAAGGGAGGCUUAACUGUUCCUCCCAUGCUAUUAUCCUGAUCCAGAUUCCCCCACCAUACCACAUCAGCUGUUAUUUCUCUCUCUUCUUAUGUUCUUAUUAGGCUGUUUUAAGUUUUUCCCUCGUGCUUAGGGUUUUUGUCCCUAAAUUGGUUUAUACUGUGAAAUCUUGGGACUCUCCCAAAUAUUAUGAUUAGGUGAUGCCAUUUUUGCUACUUAAAGAUCAGCACUUAGAGAAUGAGUUUGCUGUUAUUAAAUACAAGUAGGCCCUGCAACAAAAUGUUGCGGUAAACAAUGUACUUCUGUUCAGGGUUCCCCUCCGUGGCUUUCUUGUUUUCCCCUCCCAACAGUCAGUCUGCAUUCUAUGUGCACUUGGUCCUCAUUGGGGUAUUUUGGUUUCCCCUCCCUAAUAUUAGCUACAUUAAAAUCCUGGAUUCGUCCAUUGAUUUCUAUGAGGAGCACUUACUUUUGUCCCUGGGGACAUAUAAAAGUAGUUUCAUGUUGUGAAUCAGGAAAUUCCCUAUUUAGACAAUGAGAUUGUGCUUUCUACUCUUUUUAUAUUUGUGUCUCUUUCUCUGCUCUUUUUCCAACUACUCCAUUUCAUCACAUCCCUUCAAAAAGGUGGUCCUUAUUCUGUGCUCACUGAGUCUGCUCAGCUCCCAUUCAACUAUUUAGUUUUUCCCCUUUUUAUAAUGUUUUUGUUCUUAUGCAAACCUCGGAGUUCCCCUAAGUCUGCCAGUACCUCUUUCUUGUGCAUGGGUGCUGCUGUUUUGGCUACAUCAGUGCAUGCUAUCUCCUCUGAAGAUCUGAAAUAAAAUAGAAGGUAUGAAUCUGAUAUGAUAGUGCCUCUGAACAUGGAGAUUCCACAUAGCCAUCUUGGCUAAUGGGCAUUUUUUAGACCUAUUCUCUUCUAUGAAUUUGAUUAUCCCCUUUUAUAAAAUCCUUUUAAAAAAGUCUAAGCCAGUGGCCAUCACUUCAUGCUAUGGCAACAAAUUUAAUUAAAUUAGCAAUUAUGUAUGAUAUGAAGGAACACUUUCUCUUCUUUCUUCUCAACUGACAGCUAAUGAAUUUACUUGGAUGACCCUGAGUUCUAGUAUUAUAGAAGGGUGAGAAGAACUAUUAUGUCCACUUUCUCCACCCCGUAUGUAAUUAAUAUCAUGCAUGGUUUGAGGCUUGGGGAUUAGUGAGAUUAGGAGAGCAGUGAUGAGAUGCACAACUUUCUGAUGUUAGCUGUUCUUGUAUGUAACCCAGCCUUGUCAAUGUCCACAAAAGCUACCAGCCCACCAAAAAGUCUUACCAGCACACUUGUCUAUGUAUUCAACGUGAUCCAGCCAAAGUACAUUCCUCAUCCCAUUAAUGUCAAUGGGAGAGUGCUUAUUCCAUUGAUAUACUUUUGUAUAGAAAUCAGCAGACGUUAAAACAUGCUUAUUAGGCCAGAUCAUAGCUGUGUAAGGGCUUAACCCCCCCCCCAAAAAAAACUUCCUAGCCUGCUUGCCUGGAAGACAUCCUUACUCAUUAGUGGCAGCCAGUCAUAUGGAUAUUUAUACGUCUGGUUUAUCUGUUAUGUGUGUUUAUUGAGUUCACAUUUACAAUGUAGGUAGGCCAUGAACUUGAAAAGAACUUCCAAAUGCAUUUGGUGUGUGUGUGUGAUUUUCUGAGCUGGGGGGUGGAAAAUAGGUCUUUGCAUGUACUUAGUCUCGUUUCUUAUUACUAUUUCUUGUUCCUUUGGUGUU